AUGACGACCGAGAGCGACAAGUACGAGGUGCUCGAGAAGAUCGGCCAUGGCUCCUUCGGUGUCAUCCGAAAGGUCCGGCGCAAGAACGAUAGCCUCGUGAUGUGCCGGAAGGAGAUCAGCUAUCUGAAAAUGUCCGCCAAGGAGCGUGAACAGCUCCACGCAGAGUUCCAGAUUCUCUCCCAUCUUCGACAUCCGAACAUUGUCGGUUACUAUCACCGAGAACAUCUCAAGUCGACUCAAGAUCUUCAUCUCUACAUGGAAUACUGUGGCAAUGGCGAUCUAGGCAGGGUCAUCAAGAACCUCGCGGCCAAGGGGGAGCGAGCUCAGGAGUCCUUUGUCUGGAGUGUCUUCUCUCAGCUUGUGACGGCCCUUUACCGAUGCCACUAUGGUGUGGACCCCCCAGAAGUGGGCAGCAACGUCCUUGGCCUCUUCACAACUGCCUCCCGACCAAAGGUGCCUGCUGGCACCAUGACUAUCCUUCACCGGGAUCUAAAGCCCGAAAAUGUCUUCCUUGACGAGAACAACUCGGUCAAGCUCGGCGACUUUGGCCUGUCGAAGAUGAUUCAAUCCCACGAUUUCGCGUCCACCUACGUCGGAACGCCCUUUUACAUGUCCCCGGAGAUUUGUGCGGCCGAAAAAUACACCCUCAAGUCGGACAUCUGGUCGCUAGGCUGCAUUAUUUACGAACUGUGCGCACGAGAGCCGCCGUUCAAUGCCAAAUCGCACUUCCAGCUCGUCCAGAAGAUCAAGGAAGGAAAAGUAGCGCCUCUCCCGGACAUCUACUCCCCCGAGCUCAUGGGCACCAUCAAGGACUGCCUUCGCGUCAACCCAGACCGCCGACCCGACACGGCCCAGCUCCUCAACUUGCCCGUUGUCCGGUUGAUGCGGAAGGAGAAGGAGGUCGUUGAGCUCAACAAGGUUCUCAAGGCAAAAGAGGAAUCCCUCAAAGUCAGAGAGCAAGAAAUGCAGCGCAAGAUAGAGGGCUUCGAGGCGGAGAAGAACUACACGAGGCAGGAGAUCGACAACGCGCUACGGAGGGAAUGGGAAGUUAAGGCCCGCUUGGAGAUUGAUCGCCACGUCCAGAUGGAGAUGGAACGACUGCGAAAACGGUACGAGGACGAGGUGCAGGCCCGAGUUCAAGAGGAGCUGCAGAAAAAGGCCAUGGUCGCCGCUGCCGCUGCCGCUGCCGCUGCCCCAACCUCUACGCCAGCUCCAGCGCCAGCCCCAACCACCCUCCAGCCAGAGCCGGUGCAAGAAACAGACUUGUCAUCUUCUUCUGGCAGGUCCGAUUACCCUUACUCCUCUGUCGGUCACACCAGCGGAGAGGGCGACAUCUCUUCUGCCACCGACCUCACCGACCUCUCAGACCACAGCCCUGAGGUCCCAACCAUGGUUUCCAACAUGAAGAAAAUCUCCCGCACGCCUUUCGGCCGUGCUCAAACCAUGUUCGCGGGCAACCCCGUCGGAACGCCGAUGGACGUUGAAAUGGCAUCCCCUUCUCCCAUGGCCAUCGCGUCGCUCUCACUAUCGCCCCGGCGCAACGAGGCUACCAAGCCUCCGACUGCACACCCGGCUAACAUCUUCACCGCCAACGCAGCCGCCACCGGCGGCCCUGCCGACACUCUUUGGAACGUGCCGCGUGAGCCUCUUGUCAUCGACUCGGAUGACGACGACAUCAUCCCGUCUCCCACUCGGAAUAUCAAGUCGAGACAGAACCCCUUCAACGCCAGGAACCGGCCCAUCCUGUCGUCGCAAAAGACGGCGCCCGUUCCCCGCCUCAGGUCGAAGCUGUCAGGCACGGCGCUGAACUUGAACACCAACAAGUCUCUCCCGACAGUUCCGACUGAUCGGGGACGUAGUGGGGGCCUCGGACAACAACAGCCGGAGCGAUGCCCCUCGCCCAUCCGCCGGGUGAGUAAGAUCCCCUCGGCCACGAAUUUGCAGGCGGCGUCGGCGGCGGCGGCGGCGGCAGCAGCAGCCCACAACGGCGGCAGCGGCAGCGGUGACGCGGCAGGCAGCGGCCUCACUCGGAAGGCGUCCAACUCCAAGAAAGACCCGGAGUCUCUCGGCAAAAUGGCAGCGAAGAACAACAUCAGGGGCAGGACCCUGGUGGAGCUUCAGCAGGCGCGAGCAGGCGGCCGGCCGCUCUCGGCGCUCCCCGGGGUGGAAAACACGAGCCCGAAGCGCAACUUCAAGGACCGCAUCGCUGGUCGUCGGUCCAGUGCUGAGGCACCAGCUGCGGUGUGGGACCCCGAAAGAGACGAGAUGCCGAGCCCAUUCCUCGAGCGGAAGAAGCAGCCCCUGAUUCGGGCGUAG
Molecule: messenger RNA, 2316 nt
Organism: Sodiomyces alkalinus F11
Lineage: Eukaryota; Fungi; Ascomycota; Sordariomycetes; Glomerellales; Plectosphaerellaceae
Product: kinase-like protein
Exons: 3
Coding region: 1-2316 (771 amino acids)
Biological process (GO): chromosome segregation; protein phosphorylation
Cellular component (GO): nucleus; cytoplasm; centrosome
Molecular function (GO): ATP binding; protein kinase activity
Source: RefSeq, a predicted model, not a curated record